AACUACCGCUUCCACCGGUGUAUGUAUCUAAUACUGCGGUGAGAGCAACACCUAGAUCUUCAACACCUGUUAAAGCUAAUACCCCCACAAGAUCUCAACCAGUUCCCUCAAACAUCCCGACCUAUGUGGAACCUUCGCGAGAGAGUAGUACGGAAAGAGCAGAAAAAGAGAAACAAUUUAGGUUACCGGUCCGAACACCCCCCCUGUUAUGUGCUCCAGUUGCUAGCCCAACAAGGCCAAGCUUUUUGCAUAUAUCAGACCCUAUACCGGUUCCCAGCCAGCGUGAAACUUUUAUCAGGUUGCACGGUAAAGUAGAAAAACAAGAAAAGGAGGAAACAUCUAAAUCGAAGGUUUCUGCUAAUGGAAGCAUUCCAAGAUCACAGCCAAUUACUAUGAAAAAGAGACAUGAACGCCACAGUAUCGACAUCGAUGUUAGUUCUAUGUCACCACCACCUAUCCAGUAUGCUAUGGGUACUCCACCUUUUGGAAGGAGAAGAUCGAUUUCAGGUGGAAGUCUUGGUAGUACUCCUCCUCCUCCAAACAUUUGGAAUGUGUCACCGACGUCAACUUCCAAUCUUUCAAACUCCGCAUUGAAACGGUCAGAAUCUUUAGACACUUCACCUCAAGUCUGCGGUCCACUUGCCAGAGUUUCCAUUCUCAGCAGUCCUAAUUUGAGUGAUAACAAUAACACGAGAAGAUCCCCGGUAUUUGGAACACGUGCCGAGACACUACCCGAAAUAUCCGAAAUGGAAAAUUAUCAAACUUUCUUUGAAGAAACAUCUAACGAUAAGCUUCCUAUCACUUUCAGACCUUCAAACUUAUCAGAAGAGACAUUAUUGGAGAAAGAACACAACGACAUUUUGGCAAAAAUUAACUUUGUAUAUGCUCUGAGUAAUUGCGUUUUGGAAUUGGCAGCUGAAAGGUCGACGCCUUUGUCUGCUUUGGUGGAUCAUUUACAACAAAAUCAACCAAUGGAUGAGACAACACGAAAGACGGAACAGCUAGUUUUGAUGGUGAGGGCCCUGCAGCUUCUCAGCUCAGGAUUGGCCCUGGCAUCUGAACAGUUGAAAGCUCAACACUUGAGGCCAACUACAAACGUAAAAAAUGUUGUAUCAGCAAUGAAUACAAAGUUCCGGAUAGCCCUACAGGAAUGUAAACAGCUCAACUCUACAGGACUGUUGAACAAAGUUGGAACGAAUACUGCCACAGUUGAUAAGAUUUUGUAUCAGCAUGCGAUACAUAUGUGUCAGUCGGCAGCUUUAGACGAGCUUUUCAAGAAACCUGAGGAAUGCUUCACGAGGUAUCAAACUGCUCAGAUUUUGUUGCACAGUCUUUCUCAGCAGACUCAGAACCAACGGGAUAAAAUGAUACUUCUGAAAUAUAAAGAAGCCGUCGAAAAAAGGUUAACAUUGCUUCAGAAGCAAGGCCUCAUAUAUGCUACAGAUCUCAUUCAAUAAUCGUAUUUACAGAGUACCUUUUAAUAUUUAACAUAAAAAUAGGUGAUAGAUGAAUAUCUCAUAUCUUAACCUAUAUUCCUGCUUGAUUAUUCUCAUAUUCCUUAUGAGUGCGUUGCAGUUUAUUAGUUACAUUUGUCGUUAUUUAAUUGAAACAUAUUUCUACCAAUCAGACCUGAGACAUAAGCUGAUGAAAUAUUUCCAUUUCCGUAAUUGCAGUAACUCCAGAAUGUUUAGCAUAAAACUGUGUCACAAUCUUGCCCUGUAAUAUGUAACUUUGCAAAAAUUUGUGUUUUACAACAGAUUAUCUGCAGGAUAUACGUGACUGUUGGAAAACUAAUCAAAGAAGACUAAUGACGGUCCUUCACGACGGACAUUCACGGAGGGUUUCGUGUUUAGAGAGUUGCAGGCAACAUCUUUUGUUUUUUUACACUGUUGGAAGGAACAUAUUUUUCUUGCACUGCUGCUCCUUCAAAAUUUCGAUUAGAUAUAUAUCAAAAUUAAAUUGAAAACACAAAAUUUCUCCAAAAUAUUUCUUCGCUUUCUAAAUUUUUUAGAAGUGACUUUCAAUACAUUCAGAUGUGUUCAUUCAGCAUUGUUCACUGUUCUUGAAAUGGAAUAUUUCUCUCACUUCAUCAAAGGAAGAGAUUUUAUUUGGAGAAAAAUUUAACCUGUCGUAAAUAUUUAUUGCAAUCCGUUUCUCGUCUCUCUUUCUGAUCUUGCCAUUCGUUCUAUAUAAAAUUCUACAACUGAUUCGAGUAGAGAAUUUAACACCACCAAUUUAUUUAUUUUGAACAGUUUUUCAAAGAACUACAUAAGGUUAGUUGUUUGGUGGUUUUAGAUUGCAUAUUUUUCUCCAAGUAAAUUCGUCUUUGCUAUCGAUUAUCUUAACUUGUUGACUCAGCAACGUAGAUGUUAGGAACUGACUGUGUAAUUUAUUAGUUUUUAGUGUUGAAUUUAUAUGUAUCCGGGAUGCUGGUUUAUGGAACAAAAUGUAUGAUAAUUUAAAAUAAUUUACAAUGAUUUAGUAUCAAUUGAAAUGUUGAGAUAUUCGGUGGUGUAUCUGAAAUAAUUUUUUCAUUUUCAAUCAUUUGAAUAUUUUUCAAUUAAAUGUAUCUAUUGUAAAUACAUUGUGGAGUGGAAUGCGGUUCAGAAUUCGUUUUGUGUGUCUGUUUCCGUGGUUUGAGAAGAUGUAGUGGAGUUUCAUUGUCAUACUUUGGUUUUGUCAUGAACUUUGCUGAAUUUUAAAUGGUAGCUAUAAACUAAUAGUGCUCACUCGAGAUUUUCAAAAGUUUUGAUAUGAGUUUUGCUGAAAAUAUUUUUUUUAUUUGAAAGCAGAUAGGUAGAAUUUAGGUAACUUAAUUGUAAUCUGUAUAAUUUAACUCGAAAGUUUUUUUUGAAGAUAUUAUUGCAGAUAAUUUUUCGGAUAUAAUGUACACUGGGCGGUGAAGAAUCAGCAAAUAAAGUUGAAAAAAUCACAUUCUGACUUCACGUGAUGAAUUGGCACAAGUAUAAUUAUCGAUUACAUCAUUGCAAUUUUUCUAUAUGCACUCUAACAUAGAUACCUGAUGACCCUUUGCAGUUGCUGUCUCACACUGACUUUCAGAAUAUUGCUUACUUUUAAUAAUAUUGACCCAACAUUUUCAUUUUUAAUUGAAGAGUAUGGAGGACUCAUGACUACUGUAAACUAUGACAACUGACAAAAAAAGAGUUUCAACAACUUUUUGGCGCUAGCAUGAAUUUUUUUCAAGAUAAGCUUUGUUUUCAUGACAAAACUUUUUGUGUUGUGAAACUACUUGUCGUGAACUUCCGUGUUAAUAAUGUAUACUGAGUUCUUUAUCUGAUUGUUAAUGUCUGGGUUGUAAUUGGUGAAUGCUUAAUAGACUUAUUGGAAAGUGAUAUAUUAGAUUCUUUGUAUAACCACCAACUCAUGUUUAUUUCAGAGUAUUUAAUAAAUAAAUAUAUUGAUGAAA
Molecule: messenger RNA, 3427 nt
Organism: Leptinotarsa decemlineata (Colorado potato beetle)
Lineage: Eukaryota; Metazoa; Arthropoda; Insecta; Coleoptera; Chrysomelidae
Product: serine/threonine-protein kinase unc-51
Biological process (GO): reticulophagy; positive regulation of autophagy; autophagosome assembly
Cellular component (GO): cytosol; phagophore assembly site; autophagosome
Molecular function (GO): ATP binding; protein serine/threonine kinase activity
Source: RefSeq, a predicted model, not a curated record